UCCAACGUUUUCCCUCCCUAACUUAACAUCAUCCGUUUGCAAAGCCUGCUUAUAAUUCUGUUUGCUGCACUUCGAUCACCAUGAAGAAUAUUGCACAAAUCUGUGCAGGAGUCUUGCCAUGGCUGCUCUUCCUGUUCACUACAAAAGGGUUUUGUCACCAGAGGGUUCAUUGUCAGUGGGGGCCUUAUGGUAGCUGGUCAGAGUGUGAUGCCUGCACCAAACUACAGACUAGAAGUCGAGCCAUGGAUGUCUAUGCUCAGUUUGGUGGGAAUCCCUGCAGCGGGGGGCGGACUGAGACCAGGUCCUGUGAAACCACACAAGGUUGCCCUUUAGAGGACGGGUGUGGAAACAGGUUUCGCUGUCGAUCAGGGAAGUGUGUUAGCCAGUCUCUGGUGUGUAACGGGGAUCACGACUGUGAGGAAGAUGGACAUGAUGAACAUGUUUGUGAAAAUAGAAACUCCAUUAUAUGUACAGUAACAGCUCCCCCGCCUAACAUUAAACUCAUAGGACUUGGGUUUGAUGUGGUGUCAGGAAAGAGGAGAGCCAGUGUCAUCAAUACAAAGAGCUUUGGGGGCCAGUGUCGCCGCACCUUUAGUGAUAACCAUGACACUUUCUAUCGACUGCCCCUCAGUACUCUCCAGUACACCUUUUUGGUUAAAGCUCAGAAUGACUUCAGUGAUGAGAUGUUCACCAGUAAGUGGCACUAUGCCAAGGACAUUGUCAACAGGCAGACUGUGUCCGGGACCACAACAGGAUAUCGCAACUAUGACUUCCAUGAGACAAAUGACAGGACUCAGACCCACAAGAUUUUGGUUUUGAAGAAUGACAUACAGGUAGCUCAGUUCCAGAGCAACUCUCCUCAGUACCUCCCAAUAUCUGAGGAGCUGUGGAAGGCAUUGGCCAAGCUCCCAUCUGUGUAUGACUACGCCGCCUACAGGAAGGUCUUGGAAAGGUUUGGAACUCACUACCUGUCUGAGGGAAGCCUUGGAGGUUCGUUUAAAGUCGUUGCUACAUUUGAUGAAGAAACUGAAAAACGGAUGGUCAGUGAAAGCCAACGAUAUAAUGAGUGUGAGAAGACUCAACGCUGGAUUCUUAUAUUCCCCAUUACAAGAGUGGACUGUAGAAGUGGUCAACAUCAUUCCUCAUCAUCCUCAGGUAGUAGCAGGAACAAUGCUGUGAAACGAGUGGAUGUGGAAGGAGGCAGCAGCUCACACAUUGCAGCACUGAAAACCAUGCAGCUCAAUGAGCCACAAAAGAACUGGGAGAUGUACUCAAACUGGACUGAGUCUGUUAGAUCAUGUCCAGAAGUCACAAAACAGAAGCUGCGGCCGCUGUCAGAGCUGGUGAAGGAGGUUCAGUGUGCCGGAGUGAAGAGGCUCUACCUUCGCAGGGCCAUAGAGCAGUACCUCGCAGAGAGCGAUGCGUGUCACUGCCAGCCCUGCAAAAACAACGGCAUGGCUAUCAUGGAUGGAGAUCAGUGCAAAUGUAUCUGCAAGCCUGGCACGUCAGGACUGGCCUGUGAGCAGGGAACUGAGGCGGAAGGUCAACCGGGAGUGAUCCACGGUGGCUGGUCCUGUUGGUCUGCCUGGUCAUUGUGCUCUGGAGGUCGGAGGUCACGAAGUCGCUCCUGCUCGAAACCGUCCCCUCUGAACGGUGGACAGCACUGCACUGGAGAACCAACCGAGACGUCCGACUGUGAAGAUCAAGAGCUGCAAUACUUAAAAACCAUGGAGCCUCAGUGCUUUGAUCAAACUCUCCCGGCAAGUCAGAAGUGCGGAGCCCCUCCAGCUCUAAUCAAUGGCUACAUCCUGGACCCUAAAGACAUUUACCUUGUGGGGAGUAAAGUUCAGUACUCCUGCACUGAUGGUUUCUAUCUUGCUGGUGCGAACACCCUGGAAUGUGCUGCUGAUCAAACCUGGUCUGAUGGCCCUGGGCUGUGCACAAUUUCAGCUUGCAAGAUUGAUUCCCUCGCGGAUGAUGUCAUAGCCAGUUUUUCAAAAAAGGUCAUUGGCAUCGGGGAUUCAGUUACCUUGUCCUGUCCAGAAGGUAGACAGCUACUAGGAGAAUCAACAAUUAUUUGUAACCCCAGUCUGCAAUUUUCACCAGACCCAGCAAACAUCAGGUGCAGCGAAGUCAUGACGACAGCUUUGCCACACAUUGCUCCCCUAGUGCAAUGCAAACAGUGGGAGAAGCUUGUCAGAGGAAAAUGUGUUUGCAAAAUGCCUUUUGAGUGCAGUUCAUCUUUGGCGUUGUGUGCCACAGCUGCAACCAGAAGAAAUUCAGUCCUUCUGAAUGUUUGCAAAAUGCACGUGCUGCAGUGUCUGGGGAAGAACCACGCGAUAGCAGAAGACAGCACCUGCAUGUGGCCACAGAGAAACACAACAGGCUGCACUGGCUGUCACAUGUGGGAGAUCUGUGAUGAUCAAACCAAUGACUGUCGCUGUAAGGCCUCUGCAGAUUGCUCGACCUCCGGAUUAAAUGUGUGUGUCCGUGUUGGAGAAGAUGUGACUGCAGCCCCACAAACCAUGAGCGAAUGUGAAGCAGGACAUAGAAGAUGUAAAGGAGAGAAAGUGUCAGUUGUCAGUAUCCUGCCCUGCACCUCCUGAGGAUUCGGGCAUCAUGCUGACUGACCUCUCAUCGUCUGCUACUUUAUGCAUUAAUCCUUUUCUAAAUACAUGCCUUUUUUUCCCCUGUAAAACCAAUAUUGUUUUAAAUUCCACUCCUUAACACAUUAAAGGUAUAUUUUUAUGCAUGCAUUAAAACAAAACUAAACUGCAUUAAGACAAAUAAUAAAUAGCACAACACUG
Molecule: messenger RNA, 2807 nt
Organism: Amphiprion ocellaris (clown anemonefish)
Lineage: Eukaryota; Metazoa; Chordata; Actinopteri; Pomacentridae
Gene: c7a
Product: complement component 7a
Exons: 18
Coding region: 81-2606 (841 amino acids)
Biological process (GO): immune response
Cellular component (GO): membrane attack complex
Molecular function (GO): protein binding
Source: RefSeq, a predicted model, not a curated record